Staurois parvus is the source of this 268-nucleotide messenger RNA. The record is from the annotation of a GenBank genome assembly. Lineage: Eukaryota; Metazoa; Chordata; Amphibia; Anura; Ranidae.
CCUUAACCACUCCCCGUCCUUCCCAUGUAUAUAAACGGCCAGAUGGGAGCAGUGCAGGGACGGGUGGCCGUUUAUAAAUGGCCUCCCCGCUCCCUGCUUGUGCGCGCUCCCUGGGACACCGUGGAACACCGACCGUUGUACGGGACCUCUGUGUGAGGUCCUGAUUAUGUGAUCACUGAUUGGCCAAUCAGUGAUCACGUGUGAAAUCAGUGAAUGAUCACAGAGGUCAAAUGGUACAAGGCUAUUCACAACAGCCUUGUACCAUGUG